AUGAUAGGAAAAAAUAUUGUCAGUAAAUUAGGAAACUUAGCUUCAAAUGUCCAUAUUUUGAAUAAAUAAAUUGCAUCUUUCUCUGUAUGGAAAAACCCUACAAAUUAUUUGCCAGAGAAAGCAAAGUUCCCUUCUCCCAAGGAGUUAUUCCCUAAAGACAAUGAGAAUUCUUGGAAGACUCUUAAUGAUUUAACCCCUUCUCUUUUCAAAGACGUUUAGGGAUUUAAGGAAAAGUAAGUUCAAAGGGCUGCAUAUAUGCAAAUCGCAAAACCAAAUGGAUAAAUGUACCAUAUUUUUGAUGCUUCCAAAAUGCCUUUAGGAAGAAUGUGCUAGAAAAUUGCUUUCUUUUUGCAAGGAAAGCAUAGACCUACUUUCAAAAACUGCGAUUAAGUCACAUAUGACAAUAUUAUUGUUGUUAAUGCUGCAAAUAUAAUGUUAACAGGAAAAAAAGCUCUCCUUAAGACUGUGAAAUAUCAUACAGGUUUUGUUGGAGGAUUAAAGGAAAAAUCAUAUAAAUUCUUCUUGACAGAGAAGCCUGAAUAGUUAGUUUUCUAUUGCAUCAGCAAAAUGCUUCCUAAAAAUUUAAAGAGAAGAGAUCUCUUAAAAAAAGUAGAAAUAUACAGAGAUUUCUAACACGAAAAAUAAGGUUUACCCAAUUUUGUUCCUUAUACUGAAAAAGAAACUUUCGAUUAAUACUUCAAUCCCUUCGUUCACAACUUUGAAGACUUAGUUAUUAAAUUCUAAUCAUCUAAAGAAACUCCUAAGGAACUCGAAGGUAUUAAAAAGGAAAUUGAUCCUGAAAUUACUCUUCCUUUCAACUAGAGAUCUAAGAUAUUCAAAUUAAAUGCUCAUAAUAGAAGAGUUAUGAAAUAAUGGAAGAUGUAUUACAGAAGACUUAGAAGAUACAAGGUCCAUAAGAUUAAGGCUCCUAAGAAUAGAGAUCCUAACUUGUCCAAUAAGUCAUUCAUGAUUACUUCAGAUCGUCAAAUUAAAGAUUUCAAUCUUCAUAAUCGUAUUGUUCCUGAAGAAGUACCUGAAGAUGAUGAUGAAAUUAUGAGAACUAUUCCAAGACAAGGAGGUGGUUCUGCAACUGCUGGUCCUGCUAAGCCUGCUGGUGGUAAUGCUAAUGCAGGUGCUGCUGCUGCAAAGGGAGGUAAAUAAGGUGGUAAAAAGUGA
This is a messenger RNA of Tetrahymena thermophila SB210, 1176 nucleotides long. Its product is annotated as 50S ribosomal protein L13. Lineage: Eukaryota; Ciliophora; Oligohymenophorea; Hymenostomatida; Tetrahymenidae. Gene Ontology annotation, cellular component: mitochondrial large ribosomal subunit; ribosome. Gene Ontology annotation, molecular function: mRNA binding; structural constituent of ribosome. Gene Ontology annotation, biological process: translation; negative regulation of translation. The record is from RefSeq and is a predicted model, not a curated record. The transcript is spliced from 7 exons.